Batrachochytrium dendrobatidis JAM81 is the source of this 1251-nucleotide messenger RNA. RefSeq lists its product as uncharacterized. NCBI's taxonomy places the organism in Eukaryota, Fungi, Chytridiomycota, Chytridiomycetes, Rhizophydiales. Gene Ontology annotation, biological process: regulation of transcription by RNA polymerase II. Bases 1 to 1251 code for a protein of 416 amino acids. The record is from RefSeq and is a predicted model, not a curated record. Gene Ontology annotation, molecular function: transcription coactivator activity. Gene Ontology annotation, cellular component: SAGA complex. The transcript has 5 exons.
AUGGGAACAGGAACGGUUCAUAUCCAGCCAGAUACUAUGCAUCAUACGCCAUUGCAUCGUAUGGACUUGACAGCUAUCAAGCAGGAACUUGCUGAUUCUUUGGGUCCAUUUCAUGCACCGGCUUACUGGUCAUUACUGCGUUCAUUCUUGAAUGGUCGCUGCUCUAAACAGAGCUUUGAUAUGGCGACAGUGGACAUGCUUACUGGUGUUCAAGCGAGUCUACACAACAAACUCAUCUUGGCCAUAUGCUACAACUUACAAGCUGGUGUUCCUCCACCAACUGGCCCACCCGACACUGACUUUGUUCCAAAGAAUAGUCUGGCAUUUGCUGCUCCCAUCGAAAUAUCCGUCACUUCGAUCGCAGACUCUUUGAAACGUCCUGCUCAGGAAGAACUGCUAUCUCCCAUGGAGAUCAAGAAACGCUUUACCACUGCCAUGAUCAUGUCGCUUUCUUCUCAAGAUCGUCAACGACUCAUUGGACUGGGUAUUGUGAAGCAUAAAGAUGAACCGGUUUUGCCGCCUUCCAAGAAAGUGCUCUUUCCAAACGGAUUCCCUGUUGGUAUGCAUACUUGCUCUAGUCUCGGUUCUAAUGUAACGUUUGAAUGUCCAGAUUUGCAAACAGUAACUCACUCCAACAUCACGACAUUAGGAAUAGAUUCGAUUCCUAGGUCAUGCAAGGAUGAAGGCGAUCUUCCAUUGAUGGAUAUGCUUGAGCAACGACUCCGGUUUAUAAGUGGAAUUCAAGGACUGGGAGAUCCACCUACGCCGGAAUCAGCCAAACUGAUUUCAUUUGCACUUGAUAAUUAUCUCAAGAACUUGUUGCAGGCUAUUUUGCGAGCACUGACUCCGCUCCGUGCUAUGCGUACCACGACUGCUAGUGAUUAUGCACCGACCGAUCCGUUGGUAGCUGCGUCGUUGCAAUGUAAACCAAACCCAAAAAAGCGUGCAUUGAUUACUACAAAGACAUCCAAGUCGGUUGUAAACGGAUCGGAUUUGGUGAUGACCAAUACAUCCAAAUCUGGCGACAAUGCAGUCCAGUCGAUGUGUACAACGACGGAUUGGUCAGCAUCACAGUUGACAGAUUGUCACGUCAAGCCAUCUCAAUGCACACUGGCAUCGACGAUUUCAUCACUUGAAGCACUUGAAGCACUGCACCGGCCUUUUGGGUUAGACGAGCUACGAUUUGUGUUUGAUUUUUUGCCACAAAUGGAAACCGAGACACUGGAGCGUAUUGCACUCGAGGCAUUAUGA